Nerophis lumbriciformis (worm pipefish) is the source of this 1755-nucleotide messenger RNA. NCBI's taxonomy places the organism in Eukaryota, Metazoa, Chordata, Actinopteri, Syngnathiformes, Syngnathidae. The record is from RefSeq and is a predicted model, not a curated record.
AUGUUGUCAAGCUUUGUCGGCAUACGACACUCUCUGAAAUGGAAGUGCUGCUGGAGAUCCUGUGGUAGUAUUAACUAUUGUUCUUCCAAUCGAAAGUGGUUUUUCAUAAAUGUAGUCCAGAGGAAAGCUCAUACACGGACAAGAGCACCAUCAUCAAGGAUAAACCAGAAGCCGGUGUUUGCUCGAGCUCCAGCGUUUGGAGACAAAACAGCCGUGAUAGACAGUAGUUGCAGCCACAGCUACAAGCAGUUGUAUGCGAACAGCUUGGGCCUUGCAAGGAGAAUCAAUGACGCACUACACUCUGACUUUGGAAGGCUGGAAGGCAAACCAAUAUCCUUCCUGUGUGCUAAUGAUGCUUCCUAUACAGUAGCCCAGUGGGCUACUUGGAUGAGUGGAGGGACGGCGGUUCCACUAUACAAAAAACACCCACUAUCAGAACUGGAGUACAUAAUCACAGACUCCCAGAGUGCGCUGCUGGUAGCGGGGCAUCCUUAUGCUGAAACCCUGGAGCCACUGGCACAGAGACUGGGUCUGCCUUGUCUGACACUUCCUCUUACUUCAAAACUCAGCACUUUAAACAACAGCGACAGCCAAGACAUGGAGGAGGCCAGUACAGAAUGGGGUUCUCGACCAGCCAUGAUAAUUUACACUAGUGGUACUACAGGGAGGCCCAAAGGUGUUCUUCAUACGCACAGCAGCAUCCAAGCCAUGGUCCAGUGUCUGGUCUCUGAGUGGGCGUGGUCUCAAGAUGACGUCAUUCUCCAUACACUGCCCCUCCACCAUGUGCACGGCAUUGUAAACAAGCUGCUGUGUCCUCUCUGGGUCGGCGCUACUUGUGUCAUGCUGCCAGAUUUCAAUCCUCGAAAGGUAUGGGAGAUGCUGCUUAGCUCCAAAGCACCAAUGGUUAAUGUUUUCAUGGCUGUUCCAACCAUCUACUCCAAACUCAUCCACUAUUAUGAUCAGCACUUUACUCAGCCCCAUGUCAAGGACUUUGUCAAAGCAGUGUGCAAAGAGAGGAUCAGACUCAUGGUCUCUGGUUCUGCCGCUCUCCCGCUGCCCACUCUGCAGCGCUGGGAGGAAAUCACAGGGCACAUACUGCUGGAACGCUAUGGGAUGACUGAGAUCGGCAUGGCACUGUCCAAUCGUCUGAAAGGCCCACGCCCACCAGGGGCUGUAGGGUUGCCACUGCCUGGUGUGGAAGUGCGGAUUGUCAUGAAUAACACAACAAACACCGUAAUGGUAGAAGGAAACCACACGGAGAGUAAGGUACGACCAGGUCUGGAAGGGAAGGAAGGGGAACUCCUAGUUCGAGGUCCGUCUGUGUUUAAGGAGUACUGGAAUAAAAAGCAAGAAACCACAGACUCUUUUACGGAUGACGGCUGGUUUAAAACGGGAGACACAGCAGUAUUUAAAGAAGGUGCUUAUUGGAUCAUGGGCCGCACAAAAGUUGACAUAAUCAAGAGUGGUGGCUAUAAGAUCAGCGCCCUCGAAGUGGAGCGCCACUUGCUGUCUCAUCCAGACAUCAUAGACAUCGCUGUGAUUGGGGCACCAGACGAUACGUGGGGACAAAAGGUCACCGCAGUGGUUCAGCUCAAGGAGGGUCAGAGUUUGACCCUACCGGAUUUAAAGAAAUGGGCAAGAGAGCACAUGGCGCCCUACUCCAUCCCCACAGGCCUGCUUCUGGUGGACGAGAUACCGAGGAACCAAAUGGGCAAGGUCAAUAAGAAGGACCUUCUAAGACACUUCUUCCCAUGA